AUGACAUGUAAGUUGGAUAGGGCUCAGCACUGGAUCCACCCGUACGAUUUCCUUGUGGGCUUGAGUGGUGCACGUACCACACCAUCCAAGGUACUUCGUCGUGGAGUCGCCCAAAAGUCACACCUCCCCCAGCAACGGCUUCUCCGAGCCCACAUUGCGAACGGAAAUGGGCGCGCGGCUUGUGCCGCCAACGGCUAG
Molecule: messenger RNA, 198 nt
Organism: Pyricularia grisea
Lineage: Eukaryota; Fungi; Ascomycota; Sordariomycetes; Magnaporthales; Pyriculariaceae
Exons: 3
Coding region: 1-198 (65 amino acids)
Source: RefSeq, a predicted model, not a curated record